AUGGAGCGCACCGCGGCUCCGCUCCCAAAUGCCUCUCCGGGCGGGCCUGUGGAAGGCAACCCUCCGGGGACUCCGCCGGACGGGGGCGGACUGGGCCGUAGUCGGCGCACCAAGCCCCGGUUGCCGAAGGUGGAUCGAGCCGGCAUUCUGCACCCGGCUCCUGAGGCGCUCCCUCCCUGGGGCGCAGCUCUGCUCACCGCCCCCCACCCGGAGGAGCCGUGCGCCCUUGGGGACCGCCCCGCGCGGGCCAGCUCCGCGCCUGCGGCUCCGGGACAGCCCCCGGACUCUGCCAGGUGGAUAUUGUGCGUUGCCGGAGCCAAGUUGAAGAGAGAACUGGAUGCCACUGCCACAGUACUGGCCAACCGGCAAGAUGAAAGCGAGCAGUCUAGAAAACGGCUCAUCGAGCAAAGCCGGGAGUUCAAGAAGAACACUCCAGAGGAUUUGCGGAAGCAGGUAGCUCCACUGCUGAAGAGUUUCCAAGGGGAGAUUGAUGCACUGAGUAAAAGGAGCAAAGAGGCCGAAGCAGCCUUCUUGAACGUCUACAAGAGAUUGAUUGAUGUCCCAGACCCCGUGCCGGCUCUGGACCUCGGGCAGCAGCUCCAGCUCAAGGUGCAGCGCCUGCAUGACAUUGAGACGGAGAACCUGAAGCUCAGGGAGACUCUGGAGGAGUACAACAAAGAGUUUGCGGAAGUGAAGAACCAAGAGGUUACGAUAAAAGCACUUAAAGAGAAAAUCCGAGAAUAUGAACAGACUUUGAAGAACCAAGCAGAGACGAUAGCUCUGGAAAAGGAGCAAAAGUUACAAAAUGACUUUGCCGAAAAAGAAAGAAAGCUGCAGGAGACACAGCUGUCCACCACCUCAAAGCUGGAGGAAGCGGAACACAAGCUCCAGACUCUGCAAACAGCCCUGGAGAAAACUCGAACAGAAUUAUUUGACCUGAAAACCAAAUACGAUGAAGAAACUACUGCAAAGGCUGACGAAAUUGAAAUGAUCAUGACGGACCUUGACAGAGCAAAUCAGGAGCAGGCCAUAGAGGUGCUGACCCGCUCCAGCUUGGAAGUUGAGUUGGCCGCCAAAGAGCGGGAGAUCGCCCAGCUGGUGGAGGACGUGCAGCGACUGCAGGCCAGCCUCACGAAGCUGCGUGAGAACUCGGCCAGCCAGAUCUCUCAGCUCGAGCAGCAGCUAAGCGCCAAGAACAGCACUCUCAAACAACUGGAAGAAAAGCUCAAAGGGCAGGCCGACUACGACGAGGUGAAGAAAGAAUUAAAUAUUCUGAAGUCCAUGGAGUUUGCACCGUCCGAGGGCGCUGGGACCCAGGACGCGUCCAAGCCCCUGGAGGUGCUGCUGCUGGAGAAGAACCGCUCGCUGCAGUCCGAGAAUGCCACGCUGCGCAUCUCCAACAGCGACCUGAGCGGGUCAGCCAGGAGAAAAGGGAAAGACCAGCCUGAGAGUCGGCGCCCGGGACCUUUGCCGGCCUCCCCUCCUCCUCAGUUGCCCCGCAACACGGGGGAGCAGGCUUCCAAUACUAACGGUUCACACCAGUUCUCAGCAGCGGGGUUAAAUCAAGACUUUUUCAGCUCAUCCCUGGCCAGCCCCAGCCUACCCCUGGCUUCGACAGGAAAAUUUGCACUAAACUCUCUCCUCCAACGACAGCUCAUGCAGUCCUUCUACUCCAAGGCCAUGCAGGACACAGGAAGCACAAGCAUGAUUUUUCCAACAGGUCCUUACAGCACAAACUCCAUCUCUUCCCAAAGUCCAUUACAACAGAGCCCAGAUGUAAAUGGCCUGGCCCCGUCUCCCAGCCAGUCAGAAAGCGCUGGGAGCACCUCUGAGGGCGAGGAAAUUGACACGGCCGAGAUUGCCCGGCAGGUCAAAGAGCAGUUGAUCAAGCACAAUAUCGGACAGCGCAUUUUUGGACAUUACGUCUUGGGACUGUCCCAAGGGUCCGUGAGCGAGAUCCUGGCCCGGCCCAAGCCAUGGAAUAAACUGACUGUGCGCGGCAAGGAGCCGUUCCACAAGAUGAAGCAGUUCCUAUCCGACGAGCAGAACAUCCUGGCUCUCCGCAGCAUCCAAGGCAGACAGAGAGAGAAUCCAGGCCAGAGCCUGAACAGACUAUUUCAGGAAGUUCCGAAACGAAGAAAUGGGUCUGAAGGUAAUAUCACCACCCGGAUCCGAGCCUCAGAGACCGGCUCCGAUGAAGCAAUCAAGUCCAUCCUGGAACAAGCCAAAAGGGAGCUGCAGGUGCAGAAAACAGCCGAGCCAGCCCAGCCGUCCUCUGCUGCCAGCAGCGGGAACUCAGACGAUGCCAUCCGCUCCAUCCUGCAGCAAGCCCGCCGAGAGAUGGAGGCCCAGCAGGCCGCCCUCAACCCUGCCUUAAAGCCAGAGCCACUCUCCCAGACAGACAUCACCAUCCUGACCCCCAAGCUACUGUCCACCUCGCCCAUGUCGUCCGUGUCCAGCUACUCGCCCAUAGCCAUCUCCCUGAAGAAGCCCUCCGCUGCACCUGACCCCAGCAGCUCGGCCCUGCCCAACCCGUCCGCCAUCAAGAAGGAGCCACAGGACGGCACCGGGCCGGAACUCGUGGUAGCUGCUGAGGCUGCCCAGGGGGUCCUGCGGCACGUGAAAACAGAGCUGGGCCGCAGCGGCAUCUGGAAGGACCACUGGUGGAGCACGGUGCAGCCCGAGAGGAGGAACCCGGUGCCCGCGGAGGAGAUCAAGGUGGAAGAGGCUGCCAGCAGCGGGGGGAAAGACAGAGCCAGCGGCGGCCAGGCGCGGGCCGAGCGCAGCGGUGGCGGCAGCGGCAGCAGCCAGCUGCAGGGACCUUCCUCCUCAGAGUACUGGAAGGAGUGGCCCAGUGCAGAGUCACCCUACUCGCAGAGCUCAGAGCUGAGCCUGACGGGAGCCAGCCGCAGCGAGACGCCCCAGAACAGCCCCCUGCCCUCCUCCCCCAUCGUGCCCAUGUCGAAGCCUUCCAAACCCUCCGUGCCCCCGCUGACCCCUGAGCAGUACGAGAUUUACAUGUACCAGGAGGUGGACACCAUCGAGCUCACCCGGCAGGUCAAAGAGAAGCUGGCCAAGAACGGCAUCUGCCAGCGGAUCUUUGGGGAGAAGGUACUGGGCCUGUCCCAGGGCAGCGUCAGCGACAUGCUGUCCCGGCCGAAGCCCGGGAGUAAACUGACCCAGAAAGGCCGAGAACCUUUCAUCCGGAUGCAACUCUGGCUGAACGGCGAGCUGGGCCAGGGCGUCCUGCCUGUCCAGGGCCAGCAGCAAGGGCCAGUGAUCCAGUCCGUGGUGUCACUACAGGACCCCCUCCUGCAGGGCAGCGUGAGCUCAGAAAGCACUCCAAAGACCUCCGCCAGCUGCAGCCCUGCGCCCGAGUCGCCCAUGAGCUCCGGCGAGUCUGUGAAGAGCCUGACAGAGCUGGUCCAGCAGCCGUGUCCCCCCAUCGACGCAAGCAAGGACGGGAAACCGCCCGAACCCAGUGACCCGCCAGCCUCCGACUCCCAGCCCACAACCCCGCUGCCCCUCUCCGGACACUCCUCCCUCAGCAUUCAAGAACUCGUCGCCAUGUCUCCAGAGCUGGACACCUACGGUAUAACCAAGAGGGUCAAGGAGGUGCUGACGGACAACAACCUCGGUCAGCGUCUGUUUGGGGAGACCAUCCUGGGGCUCACCCAAGGCUCCGUGUCCGACCUCCUCGCUCGUCCCAAGCCCUGGCACAAGCUCAGCCUGAAGGGACGCGAGCCCUUCGUGCGCAUGCAGCUGUGGCUGAACGACCCCGGCAACGUGGAGAAGCUGAUGGACAUGAAGCGCAUGGAGAAGAAAGCCUACAUGAAGCGGCGACACAGCUCAGUCAGUGACAGCCAGCCCUGUGAAUCCCCCUCCGUUGGCAUUGACUAUAGCCAGGGCGCCAGCCCCCAGCCCCAGCACCAGCUGAAGAAACCCCGGGUGGUGCUGGCCCCUGAGGAGAAAGAAGCGCUGAAACGAGCCUAUCAGCAAAAGCCAUACCCGUCACCCAAAACCAUCGAGGAACUCGCCACCCAGCUCAACUUGAAGACCAGCACCGUCAUCAACUGGUUCCACAAUUACAGGUACGGCCCUGCCAGCGCCCAAGGGUGGGGGCUCUGGGAGCACGCCCACCCCGCCCCAGCAAGAGGCUGA
This is a messenger RNA of Echinops telfairi (small Madagascar hedgehog), 4161 nucleotides long. It is a transcript of the gene CUX1, whose product is annotated as cut like homeobox 1. Bases 1 to 4161 code for a protein of 1386 amino acids. Gene Ontology annotation, molecular function: DNA binding. The transcript has 22 exons. Lineage: Eukaryota; Metazoa; Chordata; Mammalia; Afrosoricida; Tenrecidae. The record is from RefSeq and is a predicted model, not a curated record.